Messenger RNA from Gopherus flavomarginatus (Mexican gopher tortoise), 5918 nucleotides. It is a transcript of the gene LSMEM1, whose product is annotated as leucine rich single-pass membrane protein 1. Lineage: Eukaryota; Metazoa; Chordata; Testudines; Testudinidae. The coding region runs from base 4773 to 5255 and encodes 160 amino acids. The record is from RefSeq and is a predicted model, not a curated record. The transcript is spliced from 4 exons.
GUUUGAGAACCUGUGGUCUAGAUAAUAUUUAUUCCUGCCUUGAGUGCAAGGGACUGCACUCCUUUCCAGUCCUACAAGUCUGAUUGCACACUUGUUCGUUGCCUUUAGUUCUGAGUGCCUUGUAAGAGGAUAGUGUAACUGUCUUCUGACUUCUUGUAUUUGUCAUGCCUCAAUUACAGAUGUGAACAACACAUCUCGAACAGUUAUGAAAAGGUAAGUAACCUUUCUUCGAGGGCUUGUUCAUGUCCGUUGCACAUUAGGUGAAUUACAAGCUUACCUUUGGAGGCAGGUAGGAGUCACGAGAUGAUCGGAGGACCACCCUGCCAACAGGGAACUGGGGGGUGCGAGUAAGAGAACACCUCUCCAGACCUUUGAGGAAUUGCCCCACCAUUGGGUAGGAGAAAAUCGAGCUGCUUGAAAGCCCUGGGUGGAAGGUGGAGGUAGCUGCCAGGUGCACCUUAAUAGAGGAUGGGGCCAGCCCUUGCUGCUUGAGGUGCAGUAGGUAUUCUAGAAUGGCUGGCACCGGGGCCUCGUGUGGCUGCAUCUCGUGACCCACACCAGCAUGAGAACCUCUUCCACUUGGCUAAGUCAGUCACCCUGGUAGAGCGCUUCCUACUACCAAGCAGAACCUGCUGCACAGGAAGGGAGCACUGGCUCUCCAAAGUGUUUAACUGCAUGGCUUCCAUGCUGUCAGAUGCAGUACUUGCAGGUCAAGGUGGAGAAGCCACCCUCCGUUCUGCAUAAUGAGGUCCCAGUGUAGGGGAAGGGUUACUGGGGCCUCCACUGACAGCUCUAGGAGCAUGGUGAACCAGUGCUGGCAGGCCCAGGCCAGGUGAUGAGAAUGAUCGAUGCCCUAUCUCUGCGCACCUCGUGCACCAGGGGAAUUGAUGGAAAGGCGUAUUUCAAUUCCCUUCCCCACAGGAUUGCAAAUCCAUCAGCUAUUGUGGGCCAUGACCCUAGAACGAGCAGAAUUGUGGGCACUGGGCGUUGCCCUCAGUAGCGAACAGGUCCAUCUGGGGAAACUCCCACUUUCGGAAGAGCAAAAACACGUCUGCUCUGAGCGUCCACUUGUGCAUGCGGUCAGACCUGCUGAGGUGGUCUGCUAGCCUGUUUUUCUUCCCCGGGAGGUACACAGCCUGUAGGUGAAUGGUGUGGGUUAUGCAAAAGUUCUAGAGGAGGAGAGCCUCAUGGCUGAGUGGGGAGGAAUGGGCUCUGCCCUGCUUUUUUAUGUAAAACAUGGUCGUGUUGUCUGUCAGGACUGUCACGCUGUGACCACUCAGUGGUGUGAAAGGUCUGGCAGGCUAAACGAACCACCCUGAGCUCCUUCACAUUGAUACAGAGCAAUUGCUCUGCCCCCAACCACACGCCCUGGGUCCUGAGGUCCCCUAGGUGAGCCCCUCAUCCAAGGUCUGACGCAUCUGUUACCAGCAUAAAGUCCAGCUGUUUUGCGGCAAAGAGGAUGCCUUCACAAACCGUACGCUGAGACUGCCAUCACAUCAGGGAUUCCAGCACGUCCCCUGGGAUUGUCACUAUCAAGUCUAGGGGGUCCCUGCCAGGACAGUAUACACAGGCAAGCCAAGCCUGCAGAGUCCUGAGUCUGUCUGGCAUGCUUGACCACAUGUGCAAGCUGCCUUAGGCAUGAGGAAAUAGGAGUAGAACCCUUUCCCCAUUAGGUCUAAGGCUACUGUUUGUACCGCCCCCGCCUCUAGGAGUGAAUGAACUUCCUUUUCUAGAAGAUGCUCUAAGAAGGGUCCCUGAAGAAGGACAGGGAAGCGGGAUGGGGGUUAGGAAGGGAGGAAAACUAUAGUAUGUACCCGCUUUGCACCAUGUAUAACACCCAAUGGGCUGAUGUAAUGCUGGACCAUGCAUGAGAGAAGUGGGACAGAUGGUUGAGGAAACAAGGGGAUGGAUCUGAUAGUUGAUCUGAUAUGCACCUUCAAAAGCCUGGCUUAGGGCCCAGCUGAGAUUUAUGUUGGCCUUUGCUCUGGCCCAGCCUAUUGGAGUUGUUGCAUCACCUCUUGUCUCCACCUCGCCUGCGGUAAGGCUCCUGUCAAGGAUGAGGCUGGCGCUGGGGAGGAGGUUGUGGCUUAAAUGGCUUCCUCUGAGUCGCCAGGGUAUGCAUACCCAGUGACUUGAGUGUAGCUCUAGUGUCCUUGAGGCUAUGCAGCUUUGCGUCCGUCUGGUCUGAGAAGAGUCCAGACCCUUCGAAAGGAAGGUCCUGGAGCGAAUUCUGGACCUCGAGCCAGGUCUCCCGCUGCUGAAGCCACACUCAACCCAACACGAUUGUCCUGACUGCUGCGUCCGCUGAGUCCAAGGACGCUUGGAGGGAGGUUUUCACUAUGGCGUUGCCUUCCUCCACCAAGGCUGUGAACUCCUGCUGAGAGCCCUGUGGGAGGUUAUCCCAAAACUUCCCCACUGCUGCCCAAGAGUUGAAGUUACGCCUGUUGAGGAUGGCCUGCUGUUUAGCAAUCUUCAACUGAAGGCCCCCUGACGAAUACACCUUCCUGCCAAACAGAUCUAGACGUUUUGCCUCCUUGGCCUUGGAGUCCUUCUGCUCAACCAUCUCCUCGGCUUGCAACCCCAAGUUAUGGGCCACCUUAUGUAGCAGUUUUCGGUGGGCUUUAUGGUCUAUUGGUGGAGGUCCUGUUACCACUGUGCCUGCUACUGCUUCAUCCGGGAAUGACAAGGAAGUUAGCAGCUGCUCAGCUUCCUCCGGCUGGUUCCCCUGGUCCCCCUCCCUUAAGGGAAGGGGUUCUGGCUUGGCCUGGAGACAGUGGCCAUGGGGUGGCACCGGACACGGUGCCGGUCUCUCGCUCAGCGAGGCCGCAAGUGGCUUGGACACCAUAGCUUCCCUUACAGAAGAGCGUCAGUGCGGGACCUGGAUUUCUGUACCAAAUAGCUGGCCCUAGUGGUAGCAUCUUGACACUGGUGGUAGGCCCAAGGGGUCUAGAAGGGCCAGUGCCCUGGUGGUUCCCAUUGUGGUUGCCAUCCAGUUUGUUGAUACCUGCUGCGGAGCCCGCUGUGGGUAGCUGUAUCGUUCCGAGGCGGCGCCGGACUCCAGCGACGCCGAGCAUGAGGGCCAUGGCGGUGCCGUUGAUCUGUGUCAGUGGGAGGCUGACAAUUGGCUUCUUGCUGAUUGAGAGUGGGACUUGUGCCGAUGAUCCCGUGACUGGAAAUGGUGCCUUCUGGGAGCCCUCGGCGACUCCUGGCUCGUCUCCUCCUGGUGCCUGUCCCGGGGAAGCGCUGGGAAGCCCCGUGUGUCCUGCACUAAUCCCCAUGUGUUGACUCGCCUCCGGUACCGAGACUUCCCUCGGAGUGAAGGGUAACUGGGAGUCUUCUGACUCUGAGCUCUACCGAGACCAACGCCGGGAGCAGUGCUGGGAUGGUGACCUCAAGGGGCGCGCCAUUGCCGGCUUUCCCUUUGGCGGCACCCUGGGUUUGGGUGCCGGAGGCUUCUCCCUGGCCGGGAGAGGGCUCGCUGUCGACAAUCCAAUGAGGUCUUUUGCAGCCUCAAAGGUGUCAGGCGUGGAUGGCUGACCUAUUAUGCCCUCGAGUCCUUCAUCUGCACUGAGUUCACUUUUGGAUGGACUCGAUGGGAUUUGUGGCGCUAGUGCCAAAGUCGGUUCAGUGUCCAUCCCGCUCCUUCUGGUACCCGGUUCCUGAUAUGGUGCCGGUCUCCUUUGUGAGGAGCGUCCACGCCCCUCCUUUGGUUUUGCCUUGGGCCACACCAGGGAAGAUGCGUGGUACUGGGGCCUACUAUGGUGUCCCAAGGCCAACGGCUUGUGGUGCUUGGCCGGCACUGGGUCUCUUAACGACUCUGGGGCACUCCGCACUGAGGAGGCUGGGGCUGGCAUCAGGCAUUCCGGGCCUGGUGGCUGCAGCGCGGCCUCCAUCAGCAACUGCUUUAAGCAAAAGUCUCUCUUUGUUCUCAGCUUAAAGGCCUUGCAGAUCUUACACUUCUCUGUUUUUGGUGAGCUUCCCCCAGGCAACGUAGACAACAGACUAACCGGCGUAGGCUUACAGCACGUGGCGCAAACCUUAAACGCUUGGGUCUGCGGUAUGUUCUGCGGCCUGGGGCGGGUGCUGGAAUCCUCCAAGCACCUAAUCUAUUAGUGUCCAACAACAAUGAAACACUAACAAACUGAUAACAGCUAUGUACUUCUAAUACUAAGGGAUUGCUUCUCCUAUGACAGCAAGAGGUUGUUCCAACACCGCCCCAGAUGGUAAGAAGGAAGUGGAGGGGGUUGGGCCGGCGGGGCUAUAUACAUAUGGCACAGUGGCGCCACUCUGGCGGGGGCCCUGCCGGGAGCCACAAGGGAAAAAGUUUCAGAUGCUUGUGUGCGCAGCGCACACACCUAAUGUGGAAUGGACAUGAACAAGCACUCGAAGAAUAUUGGUUUGAUUAGUUUAUCAAGCCUGUUUAAAAUAGUCACUCAAUGUAAAAUAUUAGUAAAAUGAUAUGUCAGAAGCAUAUGUUAAAAACUCACCAUAAUAGUAGUAAAUAUUUAAAUUUCAUAGUGACUCUUGUCUAAUAAGCGAAUUAAGUGUGCGUGUGUUUUAAAUAGGUCAAUAUUUGGAAACUAGACUUCUUGGCCAAAAUGAACGCUAAAUAUAGAUUGAAAGGGAUAGUCGGUUUCAUAGCUGUGUUUAUGGGUCCUGUGGGAGUUUGCAGGGUCUAAAAGUGCAGGGGAAAACUACAAAGCAAGUUUUCUUCUCAUACUGGAUGACUUCUUCCAUCCUGAACUUUUAGCUGAAUAUGGUUAAAUUGUACAAUGGAGAGUUCUUCUCUGGAAAUUGACUUACCUGAUACCAAUGAAGAAGGAAAACUUUAUGUGGUUGAUUCCUUAAACAACCUAAACAAACUGCAUCUAUGUUCCGAUGGAUCUCAACACCUGUUAACAGCCCAGGAGGAAGAGAACACUGGCGGUUUGAUGACAUGGAGCAGCAUAAGUUGCCAACAUUUGUUCUUCGUCACACUGAUCAUUAUUUUGAUUGUCAGUUUGGCGCUUGUUUCAUUUGUAAUAUUCUUAACAAUUCACACUGGCAACAGGAUGGAUGAAGUGACAAGCAGACUAGCAUUUGAAAGGAGGAACACAGAAAAUCUUCAGAAUAUAAACAGUAUGAUAUUAAAGCAUCUAAACCAAUCAGGAAUUAUGGAGAAGGAAGAAAAACUCUUCACAGGUCAAACACCAUCCACUCCUUAUCUUCGUAACUAUUUAUUUCCCCGUUCAAAGCUGGAUGCAACAGUGCAGUAGAUCCCCUUUGCAAUGAAAACUGUUCUUUGUCUAUUCGUUUCCUUUCAACUGUACUCCCAUGUAACCAGGUGCGUUAUUUAAUUAUUCAGAUUUAGCACGUGCCAUAAUACUUGAAAAGCAACCUGAAGAGAAUGGAGCUAUUAACACUGUACAGAUUUACAUCCACGUAGCUUGAAUAUAUGGAUGAUACAACACGUUUAGCUCUGGCAUUUGACUCUGAAAUGCUUUACUACAGCUUCGCUCCUGCAAAUAGCUCUCUCUGUGAGCAAAGUAUCUUGCAGGAUCUGGGCCCAAAUUUCUAACAGCUUCUAAAUUAGAAACAGAAAACAGUACCUGAUCCUGGUUUGUGUGUAAAGUUCUGCAGGAUUGAGCAAUUUACAAUGAAAGGGGUGGACCGUCAAUGGGUCUUCACACAUAGGUGCUGACUCUGUGGGUGCUCUGGGGCUGCAGCGCACCCACGGAAAAAAAUUGGUGGGUGCUUAGCCCUGCCCUGCCCCGCCCCAUCCCCCUGCUCCAGCUUGCCUGUGCCUCCGCCUCCUCUGCGAGCAUGCCACUGCAUCCUGCUUCUCCCCCUUCCCUCCUAGCGCUUGUGCCACAAAACAGCUGAUUUGUGGGUCAGGGAGGGAGGGGGGAGUAGGAGGAACCCAGUGACCUGGGGGAAGA